Molecule: messenger RNA, 2135 nt
Organism: Nasonia vitripennis (jewel wasp)
Lineage: Eukaryota; Metazoa; Arthropoda; Insecta; Hymenoptera; Pteromalidae
Product: coiled-coil domain-containing protein 124
Exons: 4
Coding region: 257-880 (207 amino acids)
Biological process (GO): transcription by RNA polymerase II
Cellular component (GO): nucleus
Molecular function (GO): transcription coactivator activity
Source: RefSeq, a predicted model, not a curated record
UGUGCACAUAUAAUCGGAGCCGCUGCUGCUCUCGCGCAUGCACAGCACAGCUUUAUAUAGCCAUCUCUGUCUGGCGAACGAUCGUGUGCCAAGUGCCGACGACGAAAGACCAGAGAGAUACAACACACAGAGUCCUUAUUAGUCAGAAGAAAAAUGUCAGAGUGCAGCAGUCUUGACAGGUGAUCUCAGCAUCAGUCAGCCGAUGCCGGAGUUCCUUUCACCGACUGGUAGCGUCGAUUCUUGAGAGUUGGUAAUCAUGCCGAAGAAAUUUGUGGGCGAAAACAGUAAGGCCGUGGUCGCGAGGGCCCGCAAGGCCGCGGCUAAGGAGGCCGAAAAUACGCGAAAGGCCCAGGAAGCCGAGGACAAAGCGUGGCAGGAUGACGACAAACAGCUGCAGAAAAAGAAGCAGAAGCAGGAAGAGAUGGAGAAGAAACGACUGCAGCAAUUGCAGAAGAAAGAGGAAGCCAAGGCACUCCUUGAGAAAGAGCUGUCCUCGAUCAAAAUUGGCGGUAAGCAGCCGGCUGCUAAACUGACUCGCGCCGAAAUUGUAGCGGCUACGGAGAAACGAAAUCAAGUGGCUCAAAAGAAGAAGGAAGACGAGAAACCUAUCGAGGAGAACCUCAACAGGAUAGUGCUCGAGGGAGAGACUGCUCAUGGAAUUGACGAAGCCUUGUCUGUUUUAAGCUCGAAAGAUCCAGAAAUCGAUCGGCAUCCGGAGCGCCGAAUGAAAGCUGCUUACUUGGCUUUCGAGGAACGCAUGAUGCCAAUUCUCAAGGAUCAGAAUCCCACGUUGCGUCUCAGUCAAUUGAAGCAACUCCUCAGGAAAGAAUGGAUGAAGUCUCCCGAGAAUCCUCUUAAUCAAAGGAUUCAGAGCAGCUAAUAUGAGAACUCGAACGAUGUGUGUCACGCGCGAAUGGAUGGAACUUUGUCGUGGAGCGCGUGCUAAUCAAUCACAAAUGAAUGUCCAAACACAAUUUUAUUGCAAAGGAAUAAUUUAUGCUUCGAUGCCGUAGAAUACAUGUCGAGUAUAUAAUAAUAUUAUGUAUAAAAAAAAAUCACAUCUUUGGUACGAUUUGCAUGCGUUUGACGAUUGGUCGCCCUAAUGUUUUAUGUAGAACUCUAAUAGCGUAGGACAGUUCGAAAACCUUGUUAAACGUACACAACCUUAAAGCUAUAAAUUUUUCGUAAAAGCAUACAAAAUAGCGUUACAGUACUGGGAAAGUUAAAAUCUCGUACAAUUACAACGUUAAACACUCGUUGAAAUAGUUGCAAAAUAGCUCUCAACAUGCCAUACACAUGUAACAACAGUUUUUACAAAUUUUUCAUAUGCGAGGAAUGUUUCUCUCGGCAUGAAUCCAAAGUUUUGAAAAUAUCUACUGCUAUUAGUACGAGGGUUGAACUCUCGUUCCGUGUGUACUCUAAUAUACUGACGGAUAUAUGUUCGAUUUGCUUAUUUUGGCACGAUCUCUUUCUCGUUAAACGACUGAUUACACGUCAGAUCACCGGUUUCCAGUUUUACCAGCGUCUCAAGCAUUCCGAAUGAGUUCACCACUUCUUGUUUUUCCACAAGUCGAUGAAGCAAUGGAUCAUGUGAUUCAGCUGUUCCGGACAGUCGGUCAUCGGCAUAUGACCCGCUGCUGGAAUAGCCUCCAGGAAUGCCUUGAUCAUAGUCUGGAAAACGAGGAACGACAAAUUUUAACCGCAACUGCUUUCUCAAAUGAAUGGUUUUAUUGCUUUUUCUUCGGAUUCGUAACGAUGUGACUUGUGUAGAUUUGUGCUGGAUUUCAAAUAAUACUGAGUGAUAUAUAUAUAUAUAUAUAUAUAUAUAUAUAUAUAUAAAAACUGAAUGCCUCUAAUAGAUUGAGACCUAUCCACUAAUGACUGAUGAAAAUAUACGGAUUAAAAUCAUUGCAAAUAGACCAGAUGGUUGUUAUUUUUAAACUUUUACUUUUUCCAACAACUUUUGUAUAUGGUCGUUUUGUUUUCUAACAAUUUUAACAGUUAUUGAAAAUUGAAAUUUACGGCUCGCACUUUUGCCAUGUUGAAGAAACUUUAUUUCAGUAGAUCUUAAGUAAAGUAAAGCACAUGUAUAUACAUGUAAAUUUCUCUUCCAAUAAAUGAAAUCUUUGAUGAAA